AUGACUGGUGGUUUAGUACAAGAACAGUUAUUUUUAGUUCUACCCACUCCUACUCCAUUUAUAACAUUUUUAUUAACUAUUUUUACAAUGAUGCCUGCAUUGUACUGUUUACUAACUAAAAAAGACUACAUGAAUCCAAAGCAAUUUAUACGAUGUUUAGUUCUUUGCGCUUUGAGUUCUUUCAUGUUUGGUUGGCAUGUACAUGAGAAAGCUGUUUUAACUGCUAUUAUACCAUUGUGCAUAUUGGCAGCAAGUAAUAAAAAUGAUGCUAGAAUCUAUCUAAUUUUGAGCAGUGCUGGACAUACAGCUCUUUUACCUUUACUCUAUUUAAGUAAUUUAACACCACUGAAAAUUUUAUUACUUUUAGUGUAUAUGAUUGCAUCUUUCCUAGCUUUCUCUAAGAAAUUUAAGCUGGAUUUACUUUCUUGUCAUGAAUACAUAUAUGUGAUUAAUUUACCAGUAUUAACAGUAUAUGAAACAAUAAUACAUAAAUUAAUAUUUGGUGAAAUGCUACCAUUUUUACCUUUAGCUUUUACUUCUAUAUAUUGUGCUAUAGGCAUAGCUUAUUCUUGGAUACUUUAUUAUUAUAUGUUUUUACAAUCCAAUGAAGUUACUUAUCAAAAAGAGAAAAAAUUAUGA
This is a messenger RNA of Eufriesea mexicana, 639 nucleotides long. Its product is annotated as probable dolichyl pyrophosphate Glc1Man9GlcNAc2 alpha-1,3-glucosyltransferase. Gene Ontology annotation, biological process: protein N-linked glycosylation; dolichol-linked oligosaccharide biosynthetic process. Lineage: Eukaryota; Metazoa; Arthropoda; Insecta; Hymenoptera; Apidae. The record is from RefSeq and is a predicted model, not a curated record. Gene Ontology annotation, molecular function: dolichyl pyrophosphate Glc1Man9GlcNAc2 alpha-1,3-glucosyltransferase activity. Gene Ontology annotation, cellular component: endoplasmic reticulum membrane. Bases 1 to 639 code for a protein of 212 amino acids. The transcript is spliced from 3 exons.